UUAAAAUGGGAAAGAUUAUCUUCUAUGAGGACAAGAACUUCCAGGGCCGCUCUUAUGAGUGCAGCUCUGACUGCUCUGAUCUGCACUCAUACUUCAGCCGCUGCAACUCCAUAAGAGUAGAAAGUGGACCAUGGAUGAUCUAUGAGCACCCCAACUACAGAGGAUACCAGUACUUCCUCAAAAGAGGUGACUAUCCCGACUGCCAGCACUGGAUGGGAUUUAAUGACUCCAUUCGUUCAUGCCGCAUGAUUCCACAGCAUAGAGGUCCAUACAGGAUAAAGGUAUUUGAGAGAGAAGACUUCAAGGGACAGCCAAUGGAAUUCACAGAUGACUGCGCCAAUGUUCACGAGCAGUUCCGUUAUCACGACAUCCAGUCCUGCAAUGUGUUUGAAGGAUAUUGGAUCUUUUAUGAAGAACCCAACUACAGAGGACGCCAGUAUUACCUUAGGCCUGGAGAGUACAGGAGAUACACUGACUGGGGUGCUGUCAAUAGCAGAGUUGGCUCUCUGAGACGUGCUAUGGACUUUUAUUGAUGUAAAAUUAAAAAUUGUGAAACUUUCACUAAAUAAAAUAUUUAAAUUCUGAAGUAUAAA
Spea bombifrons (plains spadefoot toad) is the source of this 593-nucleotide messenger RNA. RefSeq names its product gamma-crystallin 1-like. The record is from RefSeq and is a predicted model, not a curated record. NCBI's taxonomy places the organism in Eukaryota, Metazoa, Chordata, Amphibia, Anura, Pelobatidae. Gene Ontology annotation, biological process: visual perception; lens development in camera-type eye. The transcript is spliced from 3 exons. The coding region runs from base 6 to 533 and encodes 175 amino acids. Gene Ontology annotation, molecular function: structural constituent of eye lens.